Molecule: messenger RNA, 656 nt
Organism: Sinocyclocheilus grahami
Lineage: Eukaryota; Metazoa; Chordata; Actinopteri; Cypriniformes; Cyprinidae
Product: RNA-binding protein 33-like
Exons: 3
Coding region: 75-656 (193 amino acids)
Molecular function (GO): RNA binding
Source: RefSeq, a predicted model, not a curated record
UGCAGCCUUUUUCAGUGCUUUUAAGCAAUCUUAACUGAUAGAAAUACAUAAAAUAUUCCCAGCAGGUGUACUUGAUGUUCAAGACUUAUGAGGUCAACAACAUAUGUAACAAUUUCACCAAAAUAUCAAUCAUAUUAAGCAGAAGAUUAUUUAUUUUUUGUCCACCCCAGAACCCCUCAGAGCUGUCGGAUGAGGAGCUAAAUGAUGACCUGUUACAAAGUGAUGAAGAAGACCAAAAUGCAAGUGGUCAGGGUGACGUUGUGAGUUUAAAUGCCACACUGGGUCUGGGUACGUCUGGGCACCUUCAAGAUGAAGACCCUGAUGGAGGUGGAUACACUGAAUACACCUAUGAAGAGACAGAGCGGGGCCAACCGGGUUUCUCUCAGGGUGAGGAAUAUGAGGGAGAUGAGUACCAAGGGGAAGAUGAAGAGGUGGAAUACACAGGAAACCAGAAUUGUGAUGAAUAUCAAGAUGAAGUGCUGGACCUACAGAUCGACGAGCCACUGGAUGAUGAUUUUCAAGUGGAUGAAUACCCGACUGUGUAUAGGGAAGAGCAGACUGACCGACAAGAAGUGCCUGAGGAGGAGGAAACUGAGGAGCAGGACCGCUCUCAGGUCAAAGAAUUAGAGGAGGUAAAGAAUGGCUGCUUCAGAUAA